Molecule: messenger RNA, 1608 nt
Organism: Synchytrium microbalum
Lineage: Eukaryota; Fungi; Chytridiomycota; Chytridiomycetes; Synchytriales; Synchytriaceae
Exons: 6
Coding region: 1-1608 (535 amino acids)
Biological process (GO): deadenylation-independent decapping of nuclear-transcribed mRNA; P-body assembly
Cellular component (GO): P-body
Molecular function (GO): mRNA binding
Source: RefSeq, a predicted model, not a curated record
AUGUAUCCUUACAGGAAGUUUGUCAUUCUAGUGACUCUGGACUUUAAAGGACAGCUUCGAGAGCUUGGUCCUCAGACUGUGUCUGCCAAAAAGAUUGUGAACUUGGAAUUUAUGGAAGCGCAACCUAGUGCAUCAUCGCCAGCGCAGCCUACCACUCAACCAAAAUCAAUUAAAACUACUGAACGGGCUAUACUUAAACGUGAACAGGCUCCUGUUGCUACACCACCUAAACCAGUUAUACCAUUGAACGACGAAGAAAUUGAAGAAGUGGAAUUCGAAGAAUACCAAUCUCCGCCAGCUCAACGUGUACCAGAGCCUAAACAGGAGGAGAGGAAAGCACCACCCAAGAUUGUGCCUCAAAGUAGGCAGUCUAAUGGACAGAAUAGCGAUAGACUUGCUACACCUCAAUCAAAGUCGAAACGUGAUCAGGCUUCUAAUACAACUCCACGUGUGUCACAUAGCCGAGGCUAUGAAAAGGACUUUGAUUUCCAGGCAUCGCUCGAACUGUUUGACAAGAAGCAGAUAUUUGAUGAAAUACGACAAUCAGAUGAUACAGACCCUGAUUCUUUACUAGUAACUUUAAACAAGGUGAAGAAGAAUGAUGCGCAACGAAAAUUGGGGAUACGAGAAAAUGUAUUGGAUACGCUAUUCAUCGCAGAUGAAAAACCAGAUUCCAGUUCUGUGGAAGCCGGUCAGGACGAUGCUGAUGACGAAGGGUUCCAAGAUCCCUACCGUCGCCGUCGUACAUCCAAGACAUCAAUGUCGAGAAAAACAUCUGUGACGUUUGAAAGGCCGCAAUUCAGGACUCCGUCGAAUAUAGUAGUACCUUCUUUAACGCCAACUGAGUUUCAACUGUUGGAGUCGAUUGCUAUGAACGAAGUAGGACCUUCGUUUGAACAGAUGGUAGAGAAUGGAGGUAGAGAUGUCGCUCAGGCUUGUUUGCAAGCUCUAGGUGGUAGUCGUCGCUUCUUGGCAAGGAAUCAUAAUCCACCACCACACCUUGUCGUUUUGUGUGGCAACAGUACUCGUGUUGGCGCUUAUGGUCUGGCAGCUGCGAGGCAUUUGGCAAACCACGAGUGUCGAGUGGAUGUAUUAGUACUUGGAUCAGAAACGGACGUGACGAAUAAUGUGGCAAUGCAAAUGAAAAUGCUGCUUCAUACUGGUGCCACAUUGAUAAACUCGCUUCCACUGCAAUCUGUCCCGGAUAUGGUUAUCGAUGCCUUACUGGGAGCAGAUAUGGCACCAUCAGAUAUUCCUGACCUGCUGUCUAGGACUUCAUUUGAAGAAGCAAUAUCGUGGGUCUGUGGAUUAUCACGAACACCAUACGUUUGUUCUUUGGAACUGCCUACUGGAUUGGGUGGUGUUGCAUCUGUAGAUAGUAAUGAAUCCGUGCCUGCAAGGUGGACGAUAGGGUUUGGUGUACCAACAUCCUUGUUGGGCUCACGAGCACAAUAUGGGCAAGUGGGAGAAGUGUUGUUGGCUGACAUCGGGUUUCCGAAAGCGGCGUUUACCAGAUUUGUCAAGAAGGCAAAGCUGGGUGAUGAUAGUGUCAAGUAUAUACCUCCAUUUAGCGAUAAAUUUAUGGUUGGCAUUGAGCUUGUAUCAUAG